Girardinichthys multiradiatus is the source of this 812-nucleotide messenger RNA. It is a transcript of the gene ndufb11, whose product is annotated as NADH:ubiquinone oxidoreductase subunit B11. Bases 317 to 733 code for a protein of 138 amino acids. The transcript has 3 exons. NCBI's taxonomy places the organism in Eukaryota, Metazoa, Chordata, Actinopteri, Cyprinodontiformes, Goodeidae. The record is from RefSeq and is a predicted model, not a curated record.
CAGUGUGAGUGCUUUACAGCAUUCACAAAACUAUUUUUCAAAUACCCGGUAAUGCCAACCGGAACGGAAUGUACUAUUGAGAGUUACAGUUAGUUACAGUUGUGGACCUACAGUUAUUCUAAAACGGGCAGACACACUGGACAAACAACCAUGCACGCACACACUCAAUAUUUUAUAUUCAGACAUUUAAUCUUGGUCAGACUGCAUUUACCAUCGACCACCACCUGAUGGCAGUAAUAUUUCGACUGACACUCAGGGACAUAAAAGUGUUAUAUUUCCGGUUCCGGUGGCACAGUGUCCUUCUCAUGCAGGAGAAAUGUUGUCGCGGAUUGGGCUCGCAUUGCCUCGGACUCUCCCUGUUCCACCAACCCGCUUUGUAUCCCAGUCUAAAGCGGUCAGCGCGACAGCUGUGACGGAGCUGCACCGCCCCGAGAAGCAGGCUGGACACGGUGAGGUCAGCCCGUAUGUCAGGAAUCCAGAUUACCAUGGCUUCUCCAGUGAUCCUGUGGAGGAUGAGUGGAACAUGAAGGUGGGCUUCUUCUUUGGCAUCUCUGUGGCUCUUGUUAUCGGAGGAACAUUUAUCCACUAUUUACCAGACCACGGUAUGCGGCGUUGGGCCAGAAGGGAAGCAGAGCGGCUCAUCCAGCUCAAAGAGAAGGAAGGUCUGCCGCUCAUCGAGGAAAACUACUACGACAUGGGCAAAAUUAUCCUGCCCUCCUCUGAGAAGGACUAAUUCCUCCUGCACUGUUCCACUGUAUUUCAUGGUUAUUGUAAAUCAUUGAUAAAAUAAAAGAUAUUCUUAUUGGAUUAUG